UUUCUCUUGGCCAUAUGUCAGCAAGUGAAAAUUCCACUAACAUAAACUAAUGACCCAUUUUGAAAUCAGUUUGCUCCACACACAUAUGUAGAAUCUUAAGUUAUUCUUCUCUUUCAUUUUAAACAUGUAAACACUACAAGAACUUUGUCUGAAAUUAUGGGGGUGGCCCUGAAGAGUGUGCAAGCAGUUCAGAAGAUUUAGAAAUGGAUCUGUAAACCUCUCAAAUUACCAGAUAAUCUGUGUCAAACAUUGGCACCAACCAAGAUCCCAAACCAGAGUUCUCACCCAGUUGUCCGGGACGGGCGAAUUAGAUAAAAUUGGCCCUAAACCGAUGCUAUGUGGACACACCAUAAUGCAGACAUAAACCUAACCCUUACCCACCUCUAAGGUACCAAGGAGGCAUCCUAACAAGAUGUCCAAACCACCUAAGAUGGCUCCUUUAGGAGCAGUGUCUAUACUCCGAUCUCCCAGCGAAUGUAUGAACUCCUCACCCUAUCUCUAAGUAUGAGUCCUGCCACCCUACGGAGGAGAUCAUUUCAGAUGCUUGUAUCCACAAUCUUGCCCUUUCAGUCACUACCCACAGUUCAUGGCCAGAGAUGGACCAGAAAAUCCUGUAGUACUGCUGACACCGCACCACUCCUCCUGUCCAUCUCAAGCUCCAUUUUCCCAUCACUUAUGAAAACAUGAGCCUGAUAUACUUAAACUCCUUUGCUUGGGGCAGGAGUUCACCCCCCAGACAGGGGGGGAAAUCCACCAUUUUCCAGCAGAGGACCAUGGCCUCAGAUAUAGCGAUGCUACCCUCCAUUUCAACCUCUUUACACUUAGCUAAAAACCGCCCCAGUGCCUGCUGGAAAUCAGGGCUGAAGAAGCCAGCAAAACCUCAUCAUCUACAAGGAGCAGCGACGCAAAAUGAGGUUCCUGGAAUGGACACUUUCAUCCCCAUGGCAACACCUUGAGAUCCUAUCCACGAAAAUCACAGGAUCGGAGACAAAGUACAACCCAGGGGGAGUCCAGCACCCAAUGAAAAUGUCAGACACAGCUAUCACUUUGGUCAUACAGGGACCGGAUAGCCCACAGCAGAGGGCCUGGUACCCCAUACUCCUGCAGUACCCCCUAUAGUACUCCCUGUUGGAACCAUUCGUUGGCCUUCCCCAAGUCUACAAUUGAUUGGGCUAACUCACAUGAAAUCCCCAACAAGACCGCAAAGGUAAAAAGUUGGUCCGUUGUUCCAUGACCAGGACAGAAUCUACAUUUUUCCUCUUGAAUCCAAGGUUUGACAACUGGCGCUAAGCUUCCUGUUCAGCACCCUGGAAUACAAUUCUGGAACAGUCCAGACCUCCAUGUGACACUGUAGAAGCGUGUAAACUAAGACUGUAAAACAAUGUUUAGAGCCUUCAGCAUCUCAGGGCAAAUCUCAUCUAUGCCUUGCUGCUGAGGAGCUUCCUGACCUUUGCCAGUAACACGGACAAGUUUCAAGGAGGAAAACAACAACCAUAAUUCCGGUGGAUGGUUUUAUCCGCAGUGCCUCAGCCAGCCAGCCAACCGGGGAGCAGAAUGUCAAGACAGCAGCAGCGGACGCCGUUAAAACACACCGACAACGUGGUGGAGGUGAAAAGCAAAUUUGAGGCAGAAUAUCGUCGCUUUGCUUUAAAGAGGAAUGGUCCGGGUGGCUUUCGGGAGUUCUACCGCCUCCUCCAAACCAUCCAUCGCAUCCCUGGUGUUGAUGUACUGCUGGGAUACGCUGAUAUCCAUGGAGACCUCCUUCCAAUCAACAACGAUGAUAACUUCCACAAAGCUGUCUCAUCAGCCAAUCCUCUGCUUCGUAUUAUCAUAACCAAAAAAGGCAGGAGAGUAAUGGUGGACCGCUCCUCAAGCCUGCCUAGGUCACACUCGGGGAUUGACACUUUUUUUUUGAGAUCCAGCUCUUACGAGGAUGAACCUAUAGUUUUUGCAACCAACUCCCUCCAGAGGCGUAAAAAGGGGCUAGGCUUAACCGCACUGCGCACCACUGCUUCAGGCUCCACCCACUCAAGGAACAAAGCAGGCCUUAUGAUUGGCCUACCACAGAACUUCAGACAGAUCUCAUCCAUUAUUGAUGUGGACAUCCUACCUGAGACACACCGACGUGUACGUCUCCACAAGCAUGGUACACACAAACCACUGGGCUUCUACAUCCGUGAUGGGGUGAGCGUGCGGGUGACACCACAGGGUGUGGAGAAGGUUCCAGGAGUGUUUAUAUCUCGUUUGGUACGUGGUGGGCUUGCAGAAAGCACAGGACUGCUGGGAGUUAAUGACGAGAUCCUUGAGGUCAACGGCAUUGAUGUAGCAGGAAAAACUUUGGAUCAGGUUACAGACAUGAUGGUGGCCAACAGUCACAACCUCAUUGUGACUGUCAAACCAGCUAACCAGAGGAAUAAUGUGGUGCAUCGUGGGAGUAAAACCUCAAUGGGGAACUCUGGCUCUGUGGGCUCAGCUGGAUCUACCAGCUCUGCUCCAUCGCAUGACUCACCAAGCCCUGCCUCUCAGAGCAACCCAAUUACUGCAAGCAACAGCAUUGCAGAGGGUGACAGUGAUGAUGAAGAUGAUGAUGGUGACCUUAUUCUGGAGAAUGACUCCCUGGCACCCUUUGACUCCCAACGAGUUACCAACAGCAACAACACUAACCUCAACAGAGACUCGCCUAGCAAUAGACCACACAACUUCACUGUGGUUAGGCCCCUCCCACAGAGUUUGUCAUUGCCCAAUAGCAUUGGAACAACCCUGAGUGACAGCUCCAUGAUGAUGUCCAAUCAAAAUGGAAAUCCCACCCACACAUGUAGUAGCAGUCAAGAGAGCAUGAGAGAGGAUGGCAACAUAAUAACACUGUAACCAUUACAACACCACAGCUAUGCUGUAACAGUGAUGUAACCAUGAAAAAUACAGAAAGCUGUGCUCCCGUCAGUCAGAUAAUGGACUGGAUGGACUCUGACUUUCUGACAGCACCUUCUACUAGCUUCCUGCCCCUUGGAUCAUGGGUGUGCAUCAUCCAUAGGUACAACAUGACUGACUAGUAUAUGUCAGCAAGAUAUGGCUGAGGUAAUGUGUAUAACUGAGCUGUCAUGGUUUGUAUGCAAAACAAAUGACAAACACCCAUGAAAAUUGUUUAAAUGCUGCAAUGUAUUAAUGGAUCAGUUUGGACUAACAGGGAUGAACUAGGGUGGGGAAAAAUUGCAAAUGCUUCUGUAAAAUGGUUGGUUAAUCAUGUUGCUCUGAAAUUGUUUAUGAAGUGCUACAAAACCGGAAAACCUACAGCUGCACCAAUCAGAAAAAUCAACUUCUUACUGCAGAACACCUGAUUUGUUGACUAUAACAAGACAGUGGAAGAAUAAUAUCAUGUAAAACAUUAAUGGCAGUAUAACAUCUAGCAGAACAGCACUCUAGCAGUUUGUUAUUUUCCUGACUUUAAAAUUGUCUUUGCCCGUUUGUGUGGUAUUUUGGUGUCCAGCACAGAGAGCACGGUGUAGGCAGGAGAAUACACAAGGCAGUACAAAGUGAAUGUUUGAUAUUUUUGCAAAAAUUGGUCCUUCACCUUUGCGCAGAGAAUAAACAUCUAAGAACCAUGUCUGUUUGUAGAGAAAAGUCACUCUGCUAGUGAUCUGAUGAUUAUAAAUAAAAACAUUUAAUGAACUACUAUUUACUAUUUAAUCAGUUGAUUAUUUUAAAUUGGCAUGUAGAAAUGAAGAAGAUACAGAGAAGCUGCAGAAGCACUGGCAGUGUCUGCCAAAAUGAAAGCCAUUGUCUCAAGUGUAUCUGGUGAUAUAGGAAUAUGGCAAGGUGUAAAGCUGGCAUACCUCCGGAUCCGGGCGAAAUUCGUCCGUCCAAACUUGUCCUCUAGAGGGCGGUGUUGUGUCAUGAAUGACUGAGCCAUUGACGUUGCUAUUUGUCACGAUGACCCGGCACUGUAGCACCAUAUAAAUGUAUGUACCUUCUCACCAACUCACAUAUCUUCUCCUCCAAAUUUUGCGCCAUUUUUAAAUGUCCAAUGUUGUACUCUUUUCUUGUUUUUCUUUGAAUUUCCAGCAACUACUGUCUUCUUCAUCGAUUUUCACAAUGGAGUGACUUCUAAGUCUAUACUGCCACCACGAUUUCCAGUGGUAUUGCUCUGUUUCGUCUGGAGCACUCCAGAUUCGUAAGCUCAGAGGCAACGGAUCCACUAACGUAUGAAAAACGACCUCCAUUUUUACCGUAGGUAUAAAUGGGCCUUAAUGUGUUUGUGGUUUAGCAAGAGAGAACAACGGCAGCUUUGCUCAGAGCAGACAGGUGUUGGUGAUCAGAACAGAGGGAAAGUUUUGCAGUUAAGUUAUCUGGUGGCAGUAAGUGUACACUACAAGUCACAGCUUGACCAUAAAUAACCUUUACAGCUCCCCUACACCAAAGAAUAACUCAGUUUAGAGUGUCCGCUAUCAUUGCUUAUGAUGUUGUUCUUGAUAGUACUGCAGUCUGGUUGUGAUGGUAAUGGACUCCAUCUGAGAUUGAGGCUUUAAAGGUGGAUCAUCAGUAAAUCAAUCUGGAUGUAGCAGGAAUCAUAUGUUCAUAAAUCUACAACAGCCAAAUGGAGAAGUGCUGCUCAGAGCACAGCUGUUUCAGAGUUAUGAGAGAUUUUGGAAACAGGACAUUUGGUUCCAUGACAAGCAUCAAUUCAAAAACUAUGCUAAAGUCAAAGAUAACUUUUACAGCCUGGCAUUUCAAAUAUGAAAAUCCAAUUACUUGUGAAUCUCAAAUAUAAUUAUUGAGAUAUAAAAAGACAAAUGGGUGGGGAAGUUAUGUACCGUAUGUGUUAAAUCAGCAAUAAGGUGAAGUGAUUAUUUUAAAUGAUUUUCACACUAAAUGAAAGAAUCUAAAAAGCAGAGACAGUCCCCCUUCCCUCCUCAGCCACACAAACUGGCAUACAUACUGCAUACACGUCUAUACACACUAACACUAUUAACCAUCAUGUUAAUGUUCAUUUCUACAACAACUACAGUAAUAUAAAAUUGAUAUGAUCAGAAUGAAUCUGCACUACAGUGUGUGUAAAGUAGAUUCUAUGUACAAACUUGUAAACAAUCAACUGCUGCGCAGGAUUCUUGGAAGACAAAAAUACUUAAUUCCAUAUUUAAGGCCAGUCCAAUACAAAUCCGAUUUGAACAAAUUCUCUUCCCCAGCCUGAAGUAAUUGGUGAGAAAGACUUCUUAAGGUCUUGGAAAUGCAGAGACCUCAGUGGUUGAAAAUGUCCCCAAGAACACAAAUACCCUUGUUAGCCAGUUGGGGAUAAAUGAAAGGUAUGGAGUCAGACAAAACAAAGUUAUAUUCCAAACAGUGGGCAAGUUGUGACACUUAGAUGUGAAUUAUAAGUAUGUUUCUGUUUGAUACCAUGCAGACAGGGAAUUUAAUAUAACAGACACUCUGAAGCAACUGACAGUGAGGGUACAGUUCACUUUCUAGCCAAUGGAUUUAAGGGCAUUGAGAAAGUUUUGGUCCAGUUAAUUGUGUUGUCAUUGGAUGAAUGACCCAAAAUGUUCAAAGUGACUUAAUACAUGAGGAAUAGAGUUGGUCAAGUUUGAUAGGAACAGUAAAAUGUCAUCAGCAUAAACAGAGAUAGAGUGACAAUUUCACUUUAACUGAGAUACUGCUGAUUUUAAUAUGCUGAUGUUUUCUAACAGCUUGUGCUAAAGGUUCUAACGAAAGUGCAAAUUCACAAGGUGAUAGGGGAUCUAUAUGUUAACAAAGGUAAGACCAAAGCCAAAGUGCUCGAAAACUGCCCAUAAAUAGUCCCAAUCCACAUGGUCAAAGGCUUUGUCUGUAUCCAGAGAGAGGUCUGUUUUUACAUGGUGCUUUUUUCCAAAAUAUGUGUAACAGCAAAAGGAUGUUAUCUGAAGCCAAGUGCCCUUUAAUAAAGCUGGCUUGGUCUGGGUGCAUAAUGCAUGAGAUACAUGUUUCCAGUUAAGACUUGAUAUGGGCCUAUAGCUGAAACAUUCCAUCACGUUUUUACCCUUUUUAAGAGAAGGAAAGUAAGCUUGGUGGAAUAUUCAAACCAAAAGUGAAAAGUUGACCAUGACCAACUCUGUAAUAAUACCUUAGAAUCCAGUGGGUGCAAACAGGAACAAAGUCACUUGUACAUUCACGGAGGUCACAUCAGCAUUUCUGAUUUCUGUUGUUUGGAUUGCUUGAGUCUCCAUGCCAAAUGUUUACUUGUUUUUUCUGCAUUUUGAUUGAUAUUUUGGUGAGUUUUGAGAUCUAAGAACUCACAUUUGGAUGUUGUUAAUGAUUUAAGCCCCUUUCAAAUAUGCACUGUUACUCUGGAUAUAGCUGGAUUUAGAGUUUACCCGGAGUAGCUGUCUAAUUAAAAUGUCUAAUUAAUGUCUAAUUAUUUGCCCAAAUAUGAUUAGAAAUUAAAACAUGAACAGGUUUUUUAUUGAAAUGAACUUAGCAAACAGCUGGAUGAAAUUUAAGGAAAACCUGAAGAAUGCUUGAUUUAUCAUCCCUGAGCUACGAAAGGUUGCACUUGACCUGAAGCUAUUGCUUAUCAAAGUCCAGUGUCAACACUGCUUAAUGCACACUCACACAGACACACACACACACACACACACACACACACACACACACAUCCAAAAAACACAAUUACAUUUUACAAUUCAAUGUGUGUUACCAUCAAAUAUAAAUGUAAAAUCAUAAAACAAUUGAGGUGUUCAAUCUUAAGGUGGAAGGUUGUUAGUUGCCUACCAUGGCUUUUUUUCAUUUGCCCAGCGCUGGCUUAUCUGGUCAUUUAUAUUUAUUUAAAGGUUAUUUAUCUUUGUGUGACAAGUACACAGAUCUGGGGCAAAGUAAGAUGUCUAUAAUCGUCAAAUGGUAUGGAGCUGAUUUUGAAAGCAGCCCAAUUAGUCAUUGCAUAUUAACUAUGUCAAUGAUGUGUUGUGGGAGACUUCUUCUGGAUCAUCUGUAAAUAAUCUGCUCACAAGUCACUGUCACCACCCACAACCAUUUUGUGCAGUGUGGUUUAUGUGACACAAACCGAACACCAUACUUGUAACCUAUUUGCUGACGCAAUUGCAUACACUGUGUGUCCUGGACUGAGGCCAGGACAUCACUUUACUGCGAGGUAGCCUUUAAAACCAGGAAAAGACAUUACUAAUGAAAUAUCACAAUAUCCAAAAUCUUAGAUGGUAUAGUCUCAUACCACAAUAACAUUAUACUGUGUGUUGCACAGCCAUAGUAUACGUUGUUUUGUGGGCACGACCAACUGGGAGGAUCCCCCAGGAUAGACCCAGAACUUGCUGGAGGGAUUAUAUAUGUCAUUGUGUCUGCGACAUUUCCACGCUGGCAUGCCAGUAGUUAUGUGGACAAUGAUUACCAGAGCUGAAGUGGGGGCAGCCUGCUACAGCAUGGUCACAUCGAGUGUCUGUAUAAUUAUAUUCAAUGCCAGGUGGGGUAGGCAGAUAUUUCACACUGCGGGUUGAACACAUCUCUGUGUUGGACAAGCAAAGACUCAAAUUAAUAGUGUCGUUCUCAUCUGAAUCUGGAUAAGAGCACAAACAGGCAUGCAUUUCACAAACAAACAUCAGCCUGGGCCUCAAUCUCAUUUAACUGAAUCAGAUUAAUACUUGUUACUUUGAUGACGUGCAUGUCAAAAAGCACAAAGAAAUGGUUUAACGGCUUGACGCCUGAAUUUAU
Messenger RNA from Acanthopagrus latus (yellowfin seabream), 7686 nucleotides. It is a transcript of the gene pard6a, whose product is annotated as par-6 family cell polarity regulator alpha. Lineage: Eukaryota; Metazoa; Chordata; Actinopteri; Spariformes; Sparidae. The transcript is spliced from 8 exons. Bases 1507 to 2868 code for a protein of 453 amino acids. The record is from RefSeq and is a predicted model, not a curated record. Gene Ontology annotation, cellular component: cell cortex; apical plasma membrane; nucleus. Gene Ontology annotation, molecular function: protein kinase C binding. Gene Ontology annotation, biological process: centrosome cycle; regulation of cellular localization; establishment or maintenance of cell polarity.